Molecule: messenger RNA, 2766 nt
Organism: Drosophila sulfurigaster albostrigata
Lineage: Eukaryota; Metazoa; Arthropoda; Insecta; Diptera; Drosophilidae
Gene: Mad
Product: protein mothers against dpp
Exons: 4
Coding region: 325-1692 (455 amino acids)
Biological process (GO): regulation of transcription by RNA polymerase II; anatomical structure morphogenesis; BMP signaling pathway
Cellular component (GO): heteromeric SMAD protein complex
Molecular function (GO): RNA polymerase II cis-regulatory region sequence-specific DNA binding; I-SMAD binding; DNA-binding transcription factor activity, RNA polymerase II-specific
Source: RefSeq, a predicted model, not a curated record
GUCGUCGGUCGCUCGUCGUUCGUUGUCGUCGUCGUCGUGUUGUGUGCAUUUCAUGAUAAACAAUUUAAAAUAAAUAACAAAAUUCACAUAGUUAUGGUGCAUUAAAGUAAACAAACUGUCCACUAAAGCAGACCACAAGUGUUAAAUUGUACGCACUAUCCGCCUGCUGAUAGCUAUACCGGUUAUCGGGUAACUCCACCCCAAAGCAAUCAUCAUCCGCACAGCAACAACAACAACAAUAUUAUACACAACAGCGGCAGCAGCAAUAACAACAACAACAACAACAACACCAACUGCAGUAACAACAACAGUAACAGCAACAGAAUGGACACCGAUGAUGUUGAGUCGAACACAAGCAGCGCGAUGUCCACAUUGGGCACAUUAUUCUCAUUCCAAUCGCCGGCGGUGAAGAAACUAUUGGGCUGGAAGCAGGGCGACGAGGAGGAGAAAUGGGCCGAGAAGGCUGUCGACAGUUUGGUCAAGAAGCUAAAGAAACGCAAAGGCGCCAUCGAGGAGCUCGAACGUGCCCUAUCCUGCCCCGGUCAGCCAUCGAAGUGUGUGACCAUACCACGAUCAUUAGACGGACGAUUACAGGUCUCUCAUCGCAAGGGUCUGCCACAUGUGAUCUAUUGCCGCGUUUGGCGCUGGCCCGAUCUGCAGUCGCAUCACGAACUGAAACCGCUCGAAUUAUGCCAAUAUCCGUUCAGCGCCAAACAGAAGGAGGUCUGCAUCAAUCCCUAUCACUACAAGCGUGUCGAGAGUCCCGUCUUGCCCCCCGUGCUCGUGCCACGUCACUCCGAGUUCGCCCCCGGCCACUCGAUGCUGCAGUUCAAUCAGAUGGCCGAGCCGAGCAUGCCGCAUAAUGUUAGCUACUCGAACAGUGGCUUCAAUUCGCACAGUCUCAGCAAUAGCAACACAUCGGUGGGCAGUCCCAGUUCGGUUAACUCCAAUCCCAAUUCACCGUACAACAGUCUGGCGGGCACACCGCCGCCCGCCUACAGUCCAUCCGAGGAUGGCAACUCCAACAAUCCGAACGAUGGCACACAAAUGCUUGAUGCCCAGAUGGGCGAUGUGGCGCAGGUCAGCUACUCGGAGCCAGCGUUUUGGGCCUCCAUUGCCUACUACGAGCUGAACUGUCGGGUCGGCGAGGUAUUUCACUGCAACAACAAUUCGGUCAUUGUCGAUGGCUUCACGAAUCCAUCCAAUAACUCUGAUCGCUGCUGUCUCGGUCAGCUGAGCAAUGUGAAUCGCAACAGUACCAUCGAGAAUACACGCCGUCAUAUAGGAAAAGGCGUUCAUCUGUACUACGUGACCGGCGAGGUUUAUGCCGAGUGCUUGUCCGAUUCCGCCAUAUUCGUGCAGUCGCGCAACUGCAAUUAUCAUCACGGCUUCCAUCCGAGCACCGUGUGCAAAAUCCCCCCGGGAUGUUCAUUAAAGAUCUUCAACAAUCAGGAAUUUGCUCAACUGCUCUCGCAAUCGGUGAACAAUGGCUUCGAGGCCGUCUACGAGCUGACAAAAAUGUGCACAAUCCGCAUGUCCUUUGUGAAGGGCUGGGGUGCUGAAUACCAUCGACAGGAUGUGACUUCAACACCCUGUUGGAUCGAGAUCCAUCUGCAUGGGCCGCUGCAAUGGUUGGACAAGGUUCUCACACAAAUGGGAUCGCCGCAUAAUGCGAUUAGCUCUGUAUCCUAAAGACAAAAACAAAAACAAAACUAACAACAAGAAACACCUAACUAAACUAACUAACUAAAUAGAACUAUAAAUGAUGAUGGGAUUUAGUGGAAAAGAAAGUCCAAUACACGCAGAGAAAGCUUUGGAGUUAAGAGAAAAAACAGAAAAACUAAAAACUAUGUAAAAGACGUAGAGCAAAGUAGAGAAAAGGAGAAAGCGUGAAAAGGGAAGGAAAAAAACCUAAAGGAAUAUGAACUAAAAAUGUGUGCGCGUGUACAUGCCUUAUAUAUAAAGAAUAUAUUAUACACAGAUUUAUAUAUUACACACAUAUAUAUAUAUAAUAUAUAUAGAUAUCUGUAGAAACAGCUACUCAACCCGCCUCUCGCCCAAUAAACAUACUUAUCUAAUUUCUAGUUUAUCAUAUAUGAUUUUCAACGCGAAUGUCAUUCCUUAUGCAACAACAAAUACAAAAUUCAACUAAAACAAAGAUGAACAUCAAUCGCUCUAUAUGAUGCAACCAAUAUUAUAUGAUAAUAAUAUUAUAUGUAUGUGCCCUUUGGCAAAAUAUGUUGUUCAAGUCUAUUUCAAGUGCUACCUUUGUGUCAUUGCGAAUUGCUUUAAAAGAUAGCGAAAACAAGAAUUAAAUAAUACUAUAUAUGUACUACUAUAUGAUGCCUAACUCUAUAUACUAUUUACCACUUAAAGUACCAUUAGAGUAUGUAGGGCAAGUUUUAAACAACUUUUAUGCAAUACAUUUUUUUAAAAUACGCAACACACACACACACCCCACAACACAACACUACACAACAAAACAAAAGUUAUGUUUAACUAAUUGAUGAUCUUGUUUAACUUUAAGUACAAUUUUCAAACAAAAAAAAAAGCAAAACUAAAAUCAAAAACAAACGCAAUCAAUUUUAAGUUUAAUCAUUUGUCUAGUUAAGUUUAUUUUAGUUUUUGUUUCAUUUACAACAUUUUUUCGAUGGUUUUUUGAAAAAAACAUGAUUUUUUUAUUGUUUAAUGCAAAAUUUGUGCCGAACUUUUCUUUAUAAGUAGCUUUAAUGUCAUCAUUUCAAAUAAACCGUUUUUGCCUUAUCA